AAUGAUUCCAAACUCUCUCAGAGUAUAUAUAGCCCUGACUCACUCAGAUCUCACCACUCAGGAUAACAACAUGGGACUAUUAACUAUCGCUGCUGUAAUAGGAGGAGGAGCAGGAGCCGUGGUCGCAGCUCCUGUGGUUCUGGGAGUUGUAGGUUUCACUUCAGCUGGGAUAGCUGCAGGGUCCUUUGCUGCCCAAAUGAUGGCAGCAGCUGCCGUCGCUAACGGAGGAGGAGUGGCAGCAGGAGGUCUUGUGGCUGGUUUGCAGGCAGCAGGUGCUGCUGGUCUGUCUGGAGCUGCUACAGCGGCUGUGGCAGGCGCUGGGGGAACACUUGCAGGGCUGGCUGCAAUCAUCAUCUGACAACCAUGAAGAAAAAAGAUGAAGCCACAAAAUGUUUGCUAUUUUAAAUGAUAAGCUUAAUAAACUAAACUCAUCAUGUUUCAUCUUUCAGACAACUAAAAUGUUUGAUGCAAUAAAUCCCUAAAGCCCAUA
This is a messenger RNA of Labrus bergylta (ballan wrasse), 490 nucleotides long. RefSeq names its product interferon alpha-inducible protein 27-like protein 2A. NCBI's taxonomy places the organism in Eukaryota, Metazoa, Chordata, Actinopteri, Labriformes, Labridae. Gene Ontology annotation, biological process: apoptotic signaling pathway. Gene Ontology annotation, cellular component: mitochondrion; membrane. The record is from RefSeq and is a predicted model, not a curated record.